CCUCCAUCCUCACCGUCGUCUUCCGUCCAGAUACUUGUAUUAGAUGGUCUCUUUUCCUCAUAUGCCUUUCAGUUCUACAGAUUAAGUUAAAUAGACUACUGCCCCCUCGUCGCUGAGCCGUCGUUUUCCAGCAGCCCCGCCGAUGGUUUGGCGAGGCAGCCGCCUGGCCUAGCACAACGCCAAAAUGGCCAUGGAGCGCACUCGCAUCGCGAAGGUUGACGACGUGACCCUCUCGCGGCGAGGAACCCAGGUCAACGGAACGUUGCAUCUGACACCUCACCACCUCAUCUUUGUCCACGCCGCUCCUCCCAGCGCUGACGGCAAGCCUAGUCGACCCCGAGAAAAUUGGAUAACAUACCCCAUCAUUCACUUCUGUACUUUCCGACCGAGUCCUACCGCCUCCAGACAACCCUCGUCCAUCCGCCUGCGCUGCCGCGACUUCACGUUUUAUUGCUUCUACUUCAAUGAUGAUCGGAAAGCUAGGGAUGUCUACGACAGUGUCAAAGCGUGGACAUGCAAGCUGAGCGGGAUCGAAAAACUAUAUGCGUUUUCAUAUCAUCCUACUGGACCCGAAAAAGAUGUGGGCGGCAAAGGCUGGUCUCUGUAUGACCCCAUGCGGGAGUGGAGGAGAAUGGGUCUCGGUGAUGAGAGCCGUAAGACCAACUGGAGGAUCUCCACCAUCAACAAGGACUAUAGCUUCUCUCCGACAUACCCUUCCGUCCUCGCCGUCCCGGCGAACAUCUCAGAUAACACUCUGAACUAUGCAGGGCGAUAUCGAUCGAGAGCCAGAAUACCGGUUCUCACUUAUCUUCAUCCGGUCAACGAUUGCACUAUUACUCGUUCAUCUCAGCCACUUGUUGGGGUCAGAGGAAAUAGGAGUAUUCAGGAUGAAAAGCUCGUUGCAGCUAUCUUCAACACUACCAGGGCUGAACGACCACUAUCUGCCUAUAACUCUCCGCCGCCGGAAAGGGAGGAUUCUGGAUCUAGUAAAGAUACCAACUGCGCCGUGGUUCUGGAUAGUGAUAUCUCGCAAGCAGACGCCGAGGCCGUUGAAGAUGCCAUCAUUUCCAGGUUUCGCGGAGACGACGAUGCGCCAGAUGGCUCAGAAGACAGAAGGCCCAUGGUUUACGGAGCACAACAGCGAAACAUGAUUGUGGAUGCUCGUCCCACCAUCAAUGCCCUGGUCAUGCAGACGCAAGGCAUGGGCUCCGAGGAUAUGAGCAACUACAAAUUUGCUACCAAGGCAUAUUUGGGAAUCGACAAUGUUCAUGUCAUGCGAGAUAGUCUUCAGAAAGUCAUCGAUGCGUUCAAGGAUUCUGACCUGACUCCAUUGGGUCCGAACCAGGAGUUGCUGCAGAAGAGCAAUUGGCUGAAACAUAUUGGCCUUAUUCUGGAUGGCUCGGGAUUGAUUGCUCGACAGGUGGGGUUGCAACACAGCCAUGUCUUGAUCCAUUGCAGUGAUGGUUGGGACAGAACUAGUCAGUUGUCGUCUCUCAGCCAGAUAUGUCUUGACCCGUACUACCGCACGAUGGAGGGCUUCAUGGUUCUGGUCGAAAAAGAUUGGCUGAGCUUCGGCCACAUGUUCAAACAUCGUUCGGGAUUCCUGAAUUCGGAAAAGUGGUUUCAGAUCGAGAAUGAGCGAAUCAGCAGAGGGGUUGAGGAUGUGGACGGCAAGGAAGAGAAGAGCGGCCCCAUGGCAACUUUCGAAAAUGCAUUCCUCACUGCGAAGGGGUUCUUUUCCAACGCCAAGAACAACGAAUCAAGAGAGUCGAUCAAUGUGGACUCGGACGCGGACAUGCCUGGUAACUAUGAUUCGGAGUCUCAACCAGGAAGACGGAUCGUAUCUGGGGCUGGGAAGAAGGAGAAAGAGAAGCCGGUCACCAAGGUCAAGGAGACGUCCCCAGUCUUCCACCAAUUUCUGGAUGCAACAUAUCAGUUGCUGUACCAAUAUCCCACCCGAUUCGAGUUCACGGAACGAUUCCUUCGACGUCUCCUCUUCCAUUUGUAUUCCUGCCAGUACGGAACAUUCCUGGGCGACAACGAAAAGGAACGCAAAGAAGCUCGACUCAGUGAGCGCACACGAAGUGUAUGGGAUUAUUUUCUCGCCCGCAAGCAAGAGUUUCUCAACCCAAAAUACGAUCCCGUCAUCGACGACAACAUUCGUGGCAAAGAACGCCUGAUCUUCCCCAAGCCCGACGAGGUGCGAUGGUGGAACGAACUGUUUGGCCGCACGGACGAUGAAAUGAACGCCAAGCCCCAACCUCUUGUCAAGCCACAAACUAAUGGUGCAAGUGAAGGGGGUGGGACUGAGCUGUGGACAUCUCUCUCGGACGCUGGUGGGUCACAAGCUGACUACUCAUCCUCUGUGUCGGCGCCUGUGUCCAGGGCUAGGACCCCUGUGCUUGUAGGGCUGGAGACGAGCGAGGCGAGUGUCGGGUUGACUAGUUCUCUUUCUGCAAAGUUGCAUCCCAAGCUGCAAGAACCGACGACGGAUAGGGCGAGGAUGCCUGCGCCCUCUGGGUCUACGCUUGACCUAUCGCGAUCGGGAUCUCGGGCGGCAUCGCCAAUGCCGAGAGAAUCGUUUUCGAGAUCAAGAACACCUAUCCCCAUGGCUUCAUCGCCGAAACCCGAGUUGAGGAGUUCCAAGGGCCCGCAGGAUGAGCUCAUGAUGAAGAAAGACCGUGACGACGACGUGAAAACGAGCGACCGCCUCCGAGCCGUUAAGGACGACUCGGCAGCUCCGAAUAUUCUUUCUACUUCAGACCAAAGCACGGUCAUGAUCCACCAUUUCCCUCACGGGCAGCAAGCACAAGCAGCCCCACUGCCGGCCAGUCCGAGCAUGUCCCCCACCAUCAAACCGCAGGAGUCGGGUCAAGAUAGAGAGAGACAGAUAGAAGAACCCCCAAAGCAAGACCAAGACACGGACGGGAAAAGAGAGGCCGAAAAGGACAGUUCUACCGGCGAGACCAGAGAUCCGGCAGAGCCGCUGGUAGACGAUCUAGAUCCCCUAGGUAUCGGUGAGGCCAAGGACAUCCCGAUGGCGCAGCAGAGUCUGUCGAUGUCCAUGCGGGCGAAGAGAAGAGAGCAGAUGGAGUUGUUGAUGAAGUGACGUUGCCAAUGACCGGAAUGCUUGGUGGCCCUUCUUGGUUAUCUGGGACGGGGAGGAUCGGGGCUGGGACUUGGGGGGCAAAGUCUCGAGAACAUACAUGGCGUUAUGGUUUUCAAGACGGAUGAGCGCUGGUUUGCAUGGAUCUGACAUGCAGUGGGAGUGUUUUCUGUUCCAAAGACAAGGCGCCACAGCACAGAAUGGCUUUGCGAGAGAGGCGAGGAGAGCAGACUGUCUUAGCAAAUGUGACAAACAAGCUGUUCUCAGUCCAACGCAAGCAAGGGCCCCCUUUCCGCCAGCACCAAAUCCGGAAUGAUUUCUCUCGUAGGGACGGCCAGGGUAUCUUGCUGGCUUGAAAGUCUUGGGGUUUUUGCCCUGCUGAUCGAAGUGAAGGGCGGAUUGGUUGAGGGAGUGGCUCUGCCGGCGGC
Messenger RNA from Cladophialophora immunda, 3534 nucleotides. RefSeq lists its product as uncharacterized. Gene Ontology annotation, biological process: dephosphorylation. The transcript has 2 exons. Bases 185 to 3109 code for a protein of 974 amino acids. Gene Ontology annotation, molecular function: phosphatase activity. The record is from RefSeq and is a predicted model, not a curated record. Lineage: Eukaryota; Fungi; Ascomycota; Eurotiomycetes; Chaetothyriales; Herpotrichiellaceae.